Messenger RNA from Scylla paramamosain (green mud crab), 4457 nucleotides. It is a transcript of the gene Nop17l, whose product is annotated as protein kintoun-like. Gene Ontology annotation, biological process: axonemal dynein complex assembly. Lineage: Eukaryota; Metazoa; Arthropoda; Malacostraca; Decapoda; Portunidae. Gene Ontology annotation, cellular component: cytoplasm. The transcript has 2 exons. The coding region runs from base 52 to 2598 and encodes 848 amino acids. The record is from RefSeq and is a predicted model, not a curated record.
CGAAUUGAGCGCCAGCGAGACUUGGCAUCUGCUUGUUGACUUCCCACAAACAUGGCUUCACUUACUGCAGAGACCCUUCUCGAUGGGAUUUCAAAGGAAGAUUGCACCCUUUUAGCGAAAUCCUUCAAGGACAAAAAGUUCCGCCAACUCUUGUGUGACUACGCUAAAGAAGUGACUGACCCAGAGAACCGAAAACAAUACGAGGAAGAAGUGAUACAGUUCGAAAAGGAACGUGGGGUGGAAGUUGUCUUCAUCCACCCGAGUCCGGGAUUCGCCUUGGCACUGAGAGGCGAUGGCGAUGCUGAUGAUGGUGCGGGGUUUGUCAAUAUAUGCAGCAGUGACGUGGUGCAGAAGCCGGACCUGCAGGCAGUGAGUGGCGGGGGUAAAAAGUGUCAUAAGUGGUCCUUGCCGCAUGCUAUUCCAAAGCCACGGCGCGAGGGUGUGCAUGACCACCGGGGCAGGUCAAGGAAACCGACGGUGGUGCAUGAUGUCGUGUUUCACCCUGAGGCCCUUCAGCUUGCCCUCCACUCUCCCGCCAUAAAGCAAAGCUUGAUCGACACGGCCCUGAAUAGCCUCAGGAAACAUUACAGUGUAAAAAUUGGCAAGGUGGAGGAAGUGAAGGAGAAACAGUACAUAGGCAUGCCUGCCCAGUCCAUCAUAAAGCGCAAAAUGGAUAAGAAACAUUUCCAGGCAGAUGAGCAAAAGAGUGCAUACAAAGAUCACAGGACUAACAUAAUUGAUAAUUCAUUUAUUAAUGUAAGUGAAAAGAAAAUGAAUGAAGAAUCAAAAUUUGUUGAACCAAAGUACAAGCUUAAGUAUGUAAGGAAAAUGGACAUCCAAGAUUAUUCAGUGCAAUUAAUACCCCAUUGCAGCCAACUAUGGCAACCGCAGGCCCUGGAACUUGAAGUGAAUCUACCAAGGGUCUCCCGGGCAUCACAAGUGAACUGUGAUAUUCAGCAGCAAUAUGUUCUCCUCACAACAGAGUCUGAUCCCAAGUACAAAUUGGAGCUCCCCCUCAGGUAUCCCAUUGAUGAGGAUCGGAGCACUGCUAAGUUUGAUGUGUCAACGCAGAAACUGACACUAAAUCUGGCUGUGGUUCCAUCAAACAAGAACAGUGAUAAGCUUGUUAUUCACAGUCAGUCUCCUCCAUCAGACUCUGGCAUUGAGUGUGAGCUUGACUUGAGGACUAAUGGUGAUAGUGAUAAUGUAUCGGAAGAGUCAGUGUCAUCCCAGGAUGAUGGUGCUAAGGAUGUGGAAGAAGUUACUGGUGCAGAGGAGGAAGAUAAUGUGUUUGAGCCACCAUCACCAGAGUAUAAAUUGACAUUGGCUCCAAAUUACUCAGUGCAACAAAGUAAAGAGAGCCUGAGCAUUUCUCUGUACUGUGGAAAUGUUCUUCCCAGCAGUAUGAAAGUUGAGCAAGUUGAUAAUAUGAAUGCUGGAAUUGAAUUUUCCUGCAUUGGGGGAGGCCAGACCUUGCUUCAUUACAGCCUCAAGGUGGAUGUCAGUCCUCAUAAGAUUGCUGCGUCUGGCCUGAAUCACAAGGAGGAGGAGGGGAAAGUGGUGCUAAUAAUCAAGAAAGCUGUGGAAGAGUUCUGGGAGACUUGCAAGAUUGGACAUGGAAACACCAUGACUGCCAUUAAUUUGCCCAUCACUGAAGAAAAACCAAAGAAUGAGUCGACUGAAGAAAAGCAGGAUAGCCCCAAGAGUUGUGCUCGUCCCCCACGAUCACCUCGGAUGGCUCGGACAGUAAGCAUGUGUGAAACUGAAGCCAGCCAUCCAUUUCGGCUCCGAGGACCUACCUGCUCUUGGCCUCGAGGUAUCUUGAAGCACCGUGUCCGUUCCUUGAGUGAAUCCCAGGUGGGCACCUUAUCUUCCCCUGCUCUCUUAGGACCCACAAGUUCUUCACUUGACCUUGAAGUAUUUGAAAACAAGCCAAGAUAUGGUGAUGAGGAAGAGGAAGAAGAGAGUGUUGAAGAGAGUGUAGCCUCAAGCCUAGGGGAGAAGAAGAGUGUUCGCUUUAAUGAGGUUGUGUCCCGGCAGCUUUUCCGGUCCAACUCAUCCAUUUUGGGUCAACGGGCCAAGAACCAACGCAAAGCCAUUAGGAAGCGCAAGUCUCAAGCACGUAGGGAAUCUGAAAGUGAGAAAGAUGCUGGCAUAAACACAUCUUCUGGCGAUAGUGACCUCACCACAGAUGCUGCCACUGAUGAUGACACUGAUGCCACCAACUCCAACACAACAGAAGUGGAUGACAGUGUAGAUGUAGACAGUGAUGCUAACAGCCCUAAGGACAACAGCAAUAUUAAUGGCUGUGGUGAUGUACUGCAGCUUCUGAAGACAGGGAAGAAGAAUAAGAAUGUGUACAAGUCAACCAGGCAUAAUAAUAAUAAUAAUAAUAAUAAUAGUGAUGACAAUAGUAAUAAUAAUUCAGGUAAGAGUGAUCUUGGCAAUGAAAAUGCAAGUAAAGAGGAAGAGGAGGAGGACAACAAUGAUUUCAUCAUCAAAACCAGUAAAAAGAAGAAGAGGAAAAACAGGAAAAACAAGAUGCCUAGUUUUGAGCCAACUAAUACCCUUAUUUUCCAGCUGGACAUGGACAAAUGAACAUUGGGAGAGAGAACACCUUUACAGCUUUGGUUUGCUGCCUAAGAGACAUAGGUGCACUAGCGACUUACAUGAUGAUGAGAUGAUUAUUUACUCCCUCAGGGGAAAAUAUCACAUCAGUGCAAAAGAACUAUGUGAAUUAUUCCAACUAAUUCAAAAACUUAAGCUGAUGCAUUCUUAUGUACUUUUUUUGUCACUCUUUUCUAAGAGCAUUAUUAGUAUUUGUCAUAUUAACAUGUGAUUGUUCCAGAUAUGCUAAAUUAAUACUCUAAAAUUAUGUUUCUUAUACUUAGUAAAUUAAAAGUACAAAAUUUAAGUUUUGUAAAUUUGAAUUUGAUACAUGUUGAAAAUCUUAAAUCCAAAUGAAACAUAGAUUAUGUUUAGGUGUUACUGUGAUAACAGUCUUGUGGCUCCUCACUGAAGCAGUUAAUGCUAAUAUAACAUGGACUAGGUUUAUUGAGCAGAGCAGGAGUAACAUCUGAAAAUACUUUAAGAAGCAUCCCAUUAUCUUAUGAUACUGAAGAUUUAGCUAGGCUUAGUGUAGGCCUUGUAAAAAGGAUGCAAUGUUUGCCCACACCAACAGGCUGUCUGAAGUGUAACACAGGUGCUAGCACAGGACCAGGAGGGAAAGCAGUUUAGUUCAUGUUUGUGUUGUCAUAUCCCUACAGCUUAUCUUCCUUUUCUAUUCUAAAUUACAUUUCACAUUUUGCCAUACUUGUGUACAGUGUAUAUGAUUACAAUAGAUAGAGAGAUAGAUAAUGCAAAUAUAUACAUAAAGAAGCAGAAAGACAGGCAGAUAGAUCAUUAGAUAUGUAGAUAUUAGUUUAGAUUAUUAGAUAUAUGUAGAUAUUAGUUUAGGUUUUCAACACUUUGGAUCUAGGAUUCUCAACUUGUAUCUUUCAUUUCUACUUCAGACAAAAAUCUCUUUAUUAGGUCAGCAUCAGGUAGAAAUUUUGUAGUUGUGCAUUUUGAAGGUUUUCAUAUUCAGAAGUGUUUCAGAUUUUCACCAGUACAGAUGGAUCAGUAUUGGCUGGAUAUUCAGAGCUCAAUAAUGUUAGUUGUGCAACCUUUAACUCUCAGUUGCUUACACCAUUAUAGCCCCCAGUGAUUGAUUCCUGUGAUUUAGUUUUGAAGGUGAUGUAAGUUAAUGAGGCUCGUUCUAGCCUUAAAGACUUGAUAGGUCAUUCUGUAAUGGUGACUUGUUAUUAUAAGUUAUUUAGAAUAUGCUUUAUUAAUGUUCAGAGGUGCUGGAAGGAACUCAUUGGAUUUGCAGCAUCAAGUGAAUGACUUACUAUGUGACAGUAAGGGUGUUAUAGUUAUGUUUAUAUUGGGUGAAUAAUCUGAAGCAUGGAAAAUGAGGGCAUCAUGUUGGAUUGCUUGAAAAUUUGUUAAGAUCACUGAAAAUGUAAGUUUGUCUUCAUAAGAAUUUUGUAUUAAAUUUUCUUAUUUUUAUAAAGUCUGCUGCUUAAUUGUGAGAAUAUGUCUAAUACUGUACUUAUGUUUCAUUCUUUAGUUAUUGUUGGAUCAUCCUGAUUUUACUUUUCUUGAGAUAAUUGAAGGCUCAUGUGUUUCUUAGGGAAAUCCAUAGUUUAAAGUGGUAGAAAAGUGAAAUAUGAGGAUAAAGUAUUAGCUUCACUUUGGUGUUUUCAGUAGCAGAUGCACAGUAACAUGAAUGUCAAAGAUGGGUUACUAAGAGUACAAGAUUAGUACAGACCUUCAUUAGAUCAUAAUUGCAACUUUGUCUUAUGUGGUGCAUUGUAUUCACUAAAUACUAAUAGGAAGUAGACCUUUUCAACAUUUCAUUAUAUUCAAGGUAAUAUUAUGGCUAUAUAAUGCAAAAUUAAAUUAAUAUAUUACCA